Rhopalosiphum maidis (corn leaf aphid) is the source of this 1318-nucleotide messenger RNA. Its product is annotated as Golgi to ER traffic protein 4 homolog. Gene Ontology annotation, cellular component: BAT3 complex; cytosol. Gene Ontology annotation, molecular function: protein binding. NCBI's taxonomy places the organism in Eukaryota, Metazoa, Arthropoda, Insecta, Hemiptera, Aphididae. The coding region runs from base 350 to 1318 and encodes 322 amino acids. The transcript is spliced from 9 exons. Gene Ontology annotation, biological process: protein insertion into ER membrane. The record is from RefSeq and is a predicted model, not a curated record.
UAGAUCUGUUCCAAAAUGUCAGACAUCUAAUCGCUGUUAUCACAGAGACACUGUCGUGCUAUCAGUUCUACGGCUGCGUAAGACUACUUUACUUAUUACACACCAACAUUAUUAGGAAAACGAAAAAGAAAAAGGAUAACAAAUUGUAUCAUGUGUGUGUCUAUAAUUUAGUAUUGUGUUCCUGCCAUAAUAUUAUAUUAUAUGUUUAAUGUUGCCGACCUCUGCCUCGCACUGAAAUUCUAUUAAAAUAUCGAUUGAGCACAUCAGUGUUGUGGCGGAAACCGAGAAUCCUUCGUGUUAUACUUACUUAUACGCGCUUAGCACAUAUAAGCACAAAUACACACACAAAAUGAUGGUCAGAUCGGAUCCAAAUAGCAUGGUCAAUCGCGUGCGCAGGACUUUGAACAACGCGAUUAGGGAUGAGAAUUUCUACAUGGCUCAUCAAUUGUACAAAUCGCUCUAUUCCAGAUAUAUAAGUAUGCAAAACAAAAACGCUGCCAUAAUGACCCUACAGGAAGGAAUUAUUGUCUUAUAUGAUAAUAAUCAAAUUAGCAUUGCUACCGAUUUAGCACAAUUAUUUGCGAAAUCCUUGUCAGCGCAACACAUCAUUCCUUCUGAAAAUAUGUUUGAUUUCAUAAGAGAUAUAUUUAGCAAGUUUGGUCCAUCACUAUCUGCAGAACGAGAUUCUAUGUUGAAUCCAAUCAUACAGUGGACAAUUGAACAUUGUCCAGAAUACUCAAUGGGACAUCCAGGUUUACAUAAACGUAUAGGAUAUAUCUAUUGGUCAGAGGCUAACUUUGCGUUAGCUCAACAUCAUUAUUUGAGAUCAACAGAUGGUUUAGCAUUCGCAGCUAUGUUGGUAGAAAUGCAUAAGACACGGGGACUAAAAUAUGAAGUUGAUUUAUUUAUUACACAAGUUGUACUGCAAGGGUUGUGUAUGCGUAACAUAUCAAUGGCACAGUCAACAUUUCAGUCAUAUACUAAGUUACAUCCUGCUAUAAAUGAUGAACCACCAUACAUUUUGCCCUUACUCAAUUUCAUAUGUUAUUUACUAAAAAUAUUAGAUGGUGGAAAACUAAAAACUUAUAUAGUACUUUGUGAGCAAUAUCAAUCAUCUUUGACCAGAGAUCCGAGCUACACUGAAUAUUUGGAUAAAAUUGGGCAACUUUUCUUCCACGUUAAGCCAUUUGAAAGGAGACCUAGACAACAACAUGGAUUUUUAGGUAAUUUGAUCAGUACAUUGAUGGGUGACUGUGAUCAUGAUGGAGAACCACGUCCAUCAUCCUCGCGUCCGAUAAAUGUAGAACCUCUUGAUUAA